This is a messenger RNA of Peronospora matthiolae, 2283 nucleotides long. Lineage: Eukaryota; Oomycota; Peronosporomycetes; Peronosporales; Peronosporaceae. The record is from the annotation of a GenBank genome assembly.
AUGGAGACCGAGCUUAGUCGCCUGCAGCACUACGUGCGGCCGGACUCGCUGUCAACACAGACAGGGGCCUUCAUCUCCGUCAUUAGCUGCUCCAUUGUCGUGCUCUCGUUUCUGUGGAAACGCAAAUGCCGGCACCCGAACCCGAUUAUCUACUGGAAGUCCGUCGUGGACCUGCUCUACGCGCUGCGGUUUCAAUACAAUUGGGACAUGUACAUGACGACGCCCGUGAGCUGCCGCGCGCUCGCGACGUUUACGCAGUUUUGCACCUUUUCGUCCGAGUGCUGGUUCCUCAGUAUGUCGUUCAAUUUGUACCAGUGCUCGACGAACCCGUUCACGAACCUCAAGAAGAACUUGCAGUGGUACCACGCCUUUUCAUGGGGCGUGGGGUGUCUCUUUGCUGCCCUCUUGUGGCUCUCGAGCGUCGCGUUCGACCCCAAGAUCCACGCGUCGUGCUUUGUGGACGAGACGGACCCGAACGAACUUGCAGUCUAUUACGUUGUGGUCAUUCUUGCGGUCUUGUGUGCAGUCAUCUUUGCAGUGCUGGAGACGCAGACGCAUCCGUUUAAAGGCAUGAAAGAAGCUCUGAAAGCCAAGAGAGAUGUGAUCCGCAGCGCUCGGAUUUUCACGGUCGCCUACAUUAUCUACCAACUGUUUCUGAUCUCAUUCUGGAUUGCCGAUGUGCUGUUCCUUAGGGACCACCAUGUUGCUCUGCAACGAGUACGUGAUGCAUCCUCCUUUCUCCAGGCAGCCAAGGGGUUGAUUGACUUGGUCAUUUGGGUGGCGAUCAAUGGUCCGCCGCAAGUAGACUGUCGUGCUGGUCGAUUGAGCACAACCUUUGAUACUGAUCGGUAUAGCGACGUGAACAUUGAUCUUCAGCCUCAGCUUAACGUCGCGCUGCGCAAGGAGGUGCUUCACUUUACGACACGAGGGAUCGUAGCAGCUUCGUCAAAUACUCCGAUGGUGACAGACGGUCGACGUGUGGUGCACCUUCGUCUGCAUGAGCUGGGCAUGACUGUGUGCUUUGAUGACUACAGCCCGACAUCGUUUCGCGACAUUCGACACGGGUUUGGCAUCAACGAGAUAUUGUUCCGGAAAGCGUUUUUGGCGACGUGUCACGAGAAACUCGAGUCUGGUGGAUCUAGUGGCGCCUUCAUGUUUUACACUGCUGAUUAUUCGUUCUUGGUAAAGUCUGUGACAACGAGUGAGCGUAACGUCUUGUUGAAUAUGCUGCCAGCGUACAUUAGUCACAUGAAGCAGAAUUCGGACUCGCACUUGACACGGUUCUAUGGUUGUCAUUCCAUCGAGAUGUACGGACAAGUUUUCAGCUUCGUGGUUAUGGGAAACGUUAUCGGUCGAGCAAGUAUGCACCAGUUUUUCGACAUUAAAGGGUCGUGGGUUGAUCGCAAUGCCAAGCCGAUUCCUCCAGGAAAGACCGUCAUUUGUACGUACUGCAGCAACGCAUUCCAGUAUGGUACGAAUGAAAGCUGCGAGUACAGCAUUCGUGGCAUUCAUCUGCCCCACAUCGUGUUGAAAGACAACGACUUUCAUCGAAAGAUGCGAGUGGAAGCGAAGACAGCUGAGGCCCUAGCCCGUCAACUUGAAAGUGACAGCAACUUUUUGAAAGAGGAAGGUAUAAUGGACUACAGCCUGAUGCUAAGUGUGCACAACACGAAAUACGUGGUCGAACACUCAGAAAUAGGUACCAGGGUACAGUCUCCGACAAAGCGCAAGGUGAGCUACCCGGUCUGUCAUCCUGACAGCGAUUCCUUCUUGAAGAUCGCUACGGAUGGCGUGGGUCCGCUCGUCAACGAAGAUGAUGAGAAUUUAGACGAGGUUGAAUGUGGAAACCGGAGAAACUUUAGCAGGACUUGUCGCUUUUCCGUGGUGAACAAGACGGACGACGUUGGUCUUACGGUGCAUGAUGAUACGCCACUUUUACAAGGAAAUAGCUCUGUUCGGCGUUACAACGUCGUUUCGUACGGUCUGUUUGGAACAAACUCUCCUUCAGCUAACGACUCUAAAUGGAUUGGCGAGAGGACUCUUGAGAAUCACGAGUACCAUGCGUCUGUUGUGGUCGGCCCGGACUGUUAUACGCUCGGAGUGGUAGACAUAUUGCAAACUUGGACAUGGAGCAAGCGUUUGGAGCGUCUGUGGAAAACGCUCGUGCUACGUCGCGACCGCAUGGGGAUUUCUGCAGCGCCUCCUAAACUUUACGCUGAGCGCUUCCAGCGAAAAAUGCGUGACAUUUUGAUGGUAUCAUCGUCAUCAGUUGGUUUUGAUUAG